Molecule: messenger RNA, 2350 nt
Organism: Aedes aegypti (yellow fever mosquito)
Lineage: Eukaryota; Metazoa; Arthropoda; Insecta; Diptera; Culicidae
Product: zinc finger protein OZF
Exons: 1
Coding region: 881-2104 (407 amino acids)
Biological process (GO): regulation of transcription by RNA polymerase II
Cellular component (GO): nucleus
Molecular function (GO): DNA-binding transcription activator activity, RNA polymerase II-specific; RNA polymerase II cis-regulatory region sequence-specific DNA binding
Source: RefSeq, a predicted model, not a curated record
CAUUUUUCUCUCUCAGAGUCUUUCGGUCGUCGAGUUUUUAGUCGGUCUGCGCGUUCGCUUUUACUGACUGCAAAGCUUUCGAAGGUAAAAUGUGUUGCGUAAUUGCAAAUCUUUUUAAAAAGAAAUUUUCAGCCGAUCUGUGGGUUAUUUAUAAAUGUGAAUCACCCCAUUUUUCCUAUUCUACAUUAAACACUCAGAGUUCUUCAUAAACAAUUCGUUUUUGAAGCGAUCAUACAUUUUUGGGUAACUAUACCUUGGUGUACGAUAAAGGGAAAAAACGGUGGAGAUUGUGCAGGCAUGUGAAGACUUGAGAAAAGCUGAAAAUGUUCAAAGGUGAUUUGAUAUCAAAUUCUACCAUGUCGAUAUGUUUUUGCAUGAAUCCCAAGUGUAUACAAUAAAAUUUGUAGAUAUAAAAAUCUUAUGAGAAAACAUUUUCUUAUUUUCAUUAGAAAAAUCUUAUUAUUAAAUUGCAUGUAAACCUAUGUAAGCUUACAAUCAAUGCCAUCUUCAUGUGCGAGUUAGAAUCACAGUCGGCAUACGCUACACUAGAAAGCACCAAUACUUACAUAGCUUGCUUUACAAGAAUUUCUUUGUUCUUAUUAGACUCGGAGCAUAAGCUUUAUGAAUGAAUAAAAAGGUGAGCGAUAACAUUAUGAACGAUACUCAGAGAAUAUUCCAAUAUUUUCCGUUGUCAUUGAUAAACCCCCUGAUUGUCAAAAUGUAUUUUUGUUUUGUCGGUAAAUUAUAGUGCUAAGUAAUUUUCAUUGUUUUGAUUUGUGGCUCAAUCGGCAUAGAAAUAUACAUUAUAAAAUGCAGUAAUCGGAAUUAGUUUGCGAUUCGAGUGGUAAUCAACUGUGCUCAACCGUACACAAUCGACCGGAUGACCUCGUCACCGCCGAAAGAAUGCACCAUCUGUCGCAAGCCCCUGAAGAGCCGCUCCAGUCGGCACUACCACGAGCACUGCCAGAACCCGGAGCUAAAACCGUUCAAGUGUGACCACUGCGAUCGCACCUUCAGUACCAAAGCGCACAAGACAUUCCACGAAGAGACCCACUCGAACCGACGGCUACAGUGCACCCAAUGCGACAAGACCUACCAACACCAACGCGAUCUUGAUCUUCAUAAUCGUGAGCACAGGGCACCGAAGUCGCUGCAAGCCAAGUGCAACAGGUGCGCGGAACAAUUUGAAUCGCAGCAGGCCCUCGCACAGCACAAGCGAACGCAGCAUGCCUCGACGAAGCGAUUCAAAUGUGAUCAAUGCGAUAUGACCUUCGGCCUCAAAGGCAACCUCACCAAGCAUGCCAAGAUUAUACACUCGAAAGAGAAGCUGUUCAAAUGCGACCAAUGCGGAAAGGCGUUCUAUCGCAAUAAUGCCCUGAAGUUCCACAUGCUCAACCAUCGAUCAAGGGACUUUCAGUGCAAAACGUGCCAAAAGGAGUUUGUAGACGCGCGAAAUCUGGAACGGCAUCUGAAAACGCAUGCUACUGAUAAGGAGUUCAGAUGCGACAUUUGUGGAAUAUCUAGCUCUCGAAAGGACAAUAUCCUAAGGCAUGCCAAGAGUUUCCAUCCAGAGUGCGAUGUAAGCAAGGUUGUACUGAAAAGUGAAAUCACGGAUCAGUUGGAUGCAAUCAAGAAAGAUGCAAAGCAAAGCAAUAAAUCGACACCAAUAAAGACUGACGCCGCACCUCCGGCGGAACCACCAAUCUCCAAUCGAAUCAGCGUAAUCAAGGUCGUGGGCAAACCGAAACCUCUACAUAGACCUGAACCGACCGAAUCGGUCCCAGCUGAUGGUCCUCCCAAGACUGAAAUUCAACCCAAACCACCGGCACCGAAAAUGAAUCCCUUAGAAAUCUAUCGCAAAAUCCUGAAGCCAAGUAACGAUGACGACGACAACCAGGAAGAGGGCAAUCGCGUCGACAACAAUAAACUACCCUCUUCGAAUGCGCAGGUGAAAACAACAAACAGCUCGUCGACGCAGGCGUCAGCGGACAAUACAUCCAUCGCCAACAGUGGCGGUAGUAAUAAUUCUUCUAUAAAUAAUUUCACUGAAGUUCAUUGGCGAAAGCGCACCUCGCAGAUCUACGCUACCAAUUCGAAUCGGUGAGAGCGUGCGCGCGCGUGUCCAUCCGCGUGAAAAUUUCUGCCAGACGGCUGCAGCUAGCUUUGGGGUGUUCACCACUUAUCUUCCCUUCAUCGGCAUAAUGGAAAACGUUGGACGGGGCGAGCAAGUAGAGCAUGAAAUUAGCGAGUGCAUCGCCGCAGGGGAUUGGAAGAAAGUGAUCGACCUAGGACAGGCGUUGCCGUUCAACCAACGGGUGAAAUACCUAUGGCUGUGGCCACUGCAGAAGGA